AUGGCUGCGCCGCCCGAGCUUAGAGUGCUCUGCCGCCGGUUGGAGGCAACACCUGUCGACGACCUCCCGCGCAUCUGCCCGCUCCUCGUCAGCCAUGUGUUGCGCUGCGGCACGGCUCUCUCUGUGCCCCAGGACGCUAAGGCAAAGGACAAGUUGUCCGAGACGUCAAUGCUGGUUCACAAACUUCGAACGCGCAUCAACACUCUCCUGGCUGGCAAGAACCCUUCGGGCCGCUUCGCCGCCGUGUGUUUGAUCAAGGCCGUCGUCGAUGUCGGCGGAUGGGAGUGCCUGCGGGCCGCUGAAUCCUGGCUCAGAAACAUGAUCGGGGUGCUGCAGAAACCCGACCCCCUCGCCACCAAGGAGCUGUGCAUUGUGGCCCUGACCAAGAUCUACAUGCUGCUCCAGAGCUUCCCGACCCUGAUCCGGGAGAUGGCCACCCCAACCCUCCCGAGCUAUGUUUCGGCUUGUUUGCAGCUAAUCAAGCCUCCGGCCUCGGGCAAACCGCUCAAGGUGCCCGCAGCCUUCGUCGAUACCGUUGCCUGUUCCCUGUCCAAGCUUGUGGUCCUCUACCCAACCACUCUGCGUCCGUCCGCCGGGGACAUGAAGGCUGCCCUCCGUGCGUAUAUUGCUCCCACUUGGUCUGAUAAUUUUGUUGUUCCCGAGAGCCUUAGGGAGAGUUGUCGCCGCCUGCUUGUUCUUCUCUCGUACACGGCAGCCAAGAACGGGAGCAGCGAGGAAUGGGCCAAAGGUUUUCGGUCAACCGUCCAGCACUGCCAUGCCACAGUCGACCAGAUCUUCCGCGCCGUGAUCGAGUCCUGGGAAUCGGCUACAGGCUAUCGAAGCCAAGCAGCACGUUCCGGGGCAGACCCUUCCGGCGGAGGCGAUACCGCCGAAGAAUACCCCCCCUGGACCGGUGUACAGGCCGGCGCCGAGAGGCUCAUUGGCCUACUGGAAUUCCUGGCCGAAUAUUUUAACAACCCCACCAAGACGCCCGUCACAGUCCCUCUUGGAGAGCUACUUGAUCUAGCGUCGAGAAUAACACUGGUGACGGCACCCUCCGGGCCAGAGGACUCUGUUCAGACGAAUCCCGCCAUCGGAAGGGACGAAAAGGCUGAGUUAUGGAGUGUGCUGCCAGACAUCCACAUCGCCGUCCUGCGCCUGCACCAGGCGCUGAUCCGCCGCCUGCGCGAAAACGUAGUCCCACUCGCAACCGACAUACUCGACCAGAUGGUCCGCGUCUCCAGCGCCAGCCGCCACAUCCGCACCAUGCGCGAGACCGCCUACGUCCUUACCGACCAGCUCCUCUCCCUCUGCGGCCCAGCCCUUCCCAAGCUAACCGUCGAUUCCCUCGCGCCCCUCAUCCAGUCCACUUGCUGCGAUAUCCUGCUCUCAACGGGCCACCUCGAACCCCCCAACCCGGCGCAGCAGCAACAAGCCCCACCCAACGGCACCACCACCACUACUACCACGAAAACCAACCAGAAGCCCAACGCCAACACCACAGCCUCCGCAAACGCAGACGCCUACCUCACCACCACCUCCACCAACUCAUCCGCCUCCUCCCUCUCUCCCACCCCGCUCAUCAGCGCCACGCACACCAAGGCAGCGACAUCCCUCCUCCCGCUCUUCCUCUCCCACCUGCCGCAGUCCCACCUGGCGCCGGACCUCCGCGCCCUGCUGGACCGCACCGCCAUCCUCUCCCACAGCCGCGACGCCAUGCUCGCCAGCUGUCUGCACCCGUACAAGGAUUCCCGCGGCCGCUAUUACCCUAGCAUCCUGCCCUUCGUCGUGAGGCGGUUCCCCCAGGACCAGACGGUCGAGGUGCUGAGGAGUAAUCUUGUUCGUGGGCCGGGUGGUGGGAGGGGUGGUGUGGGUGGAGAGAUGAGGGAUGAGGAUGUGCGGGUUUUGGUGGGGGGGCAGCAGCAGCAGCAGGAGGAGGAGGACGGUGGUACGGGGCAAGAGGGGAAGGGGAAGAAGGCAGGCGGGGUUGGUGGUGGCUGGGCUGAGGAGAAGAUGGAUCUUGAUGAUGACGGUUCUGGGCCGGCAUCGAUGGCGCCGGAGAGCGUGAACGCCUUUGCCGCCAUCGUAAGCAGCACCACCACCGCCACCGCCACCGCCGGCGCUCGGGAGAGGCAAGACGAGCUGGGACGGCCGGCAUCCCCGCUCAAGCGCAAGAGCGAGCAAUUUGAGUCGGAUGUAGGCAAGCCGCCAAAGCGGGUCGAUACCGGCAAGGAAGCCGCGGCGAAGGUGCAGAUGGCUGUCAUGCCCAAGGCUCAACCGGUUCAAGAAAAGAGGGAUGAGGAGAGUGGGGAUGAGAGUGAUAGUGACGAGAGCGUGCAGAUUGAUAUGACGCUGGACGAUGAUGAUGAGGAGGAAGAGGGUGACGAGGAGUGA
Messenger RNA from Parathielavia appendiculata, 2394 nucleotides. RefSeq lists its product as uncharacterized. The transcript has 3 exons. NCBI's taxonomy places the organism in Eukaryota, Fungi, Ascomycota, Sordariomycetes, Sordariales, Chaetomiaceae. The record is from RefSeq and is a predicted model, not a curated record. Gene Ontology annotation, cellular component: nucleus. Gene Ontology annotation, biological process: rRNA processing. Bases 1 to 2394 code for a protein of 797 amino acids.